This is a messenger RNA of Betta splendens (Siamese fighting fish), 4845 nucleotides long. It is a transcript of the gene zdhhc3a, whose product is annotated as zinc finger DHHC-type palmitoyltransferase 3a. The transcript has 7 exons. NCBI's taxonomy places the organism in Eukaryota, Metazoa, Chordata, Actinopteri, Anabantiformes, Osphronemidae. Gene Ontology annotation, molecular function: protein-cysteine S-palmitoyltransferase activity. The record is from RefSeq and is a predicted model, not a curated record. Gene Ontology annotation, cellular component: Golgi apparatus; endoplasmic reticulum. Gene Ontology annotation, biological process: protein targeting to membrane; peptidyl-L-cysteine S-palmitoylation. The coding region runs from base 216 to 1157 and encodes 313 amino acids.
CUGCUUGUUUCGUGAGACGAGCCGCGGAAACGUUUCCGGUGAUCCCAUUGGAUACUUUCCUUUACGUCAUGACGUUAUGUUCCUGCGAAGGGGCGGAAGCAGCGGGAGAAACAGCAGCAGCAGAAGUUGCCGAAGGAUGCUUAUCUUCCAGCAUGUGGUGACUCAGCCCUGACGGCUCAGUGGGUCCAGCAGCAGCCAUCUAGCUUGGAUGAAGGAUGAAGAGCCCAGUGCACAGAUGCAGGGAUGUGGAGCACGCACGGGGGCAGACUGGGCUUGGGGACGGGGCAGGAGUCAACUGCCUACAGUCCGAGCAGCGCAUCCCUAUCUCCAAAGAAUUCAUCACCUCCUCGUCUGCCUCUGCCAUGUGGUUCAUUAGAGAUGCCUGUGGGAUUGUGUGCGCCAUCAUUACCUGGCUGCUCGUGCUGUACGCUGAGUUUGUGGUGCUGUUUGUAAUGCUGCUGUCAUCCAAGAAUUUGACAUACAGCAUUGUAAAUGGAAUCCUGUUCAACACUCUGGCCUUCCUCGCCCUAGCCUCACACCUCAGGGCCAUGUGCACUGACCCUGGAGCAGUGCCAAAAGGGAAUGCUACGAAGGAAUACAUAGAAAGCCUUCAGCUAAAACCAGGCCAGGUGGUCUACAAAUGUCCCAAAUGCUGCAGCAUCAAGCCUGACCGAGCACACCACUGCAGUGUUUGCAAGCGCUGCAUACGGAAAAUGGACCACCACUGCCCCUGGGUCAAUAACUGUGUUGGGGAGAACAACCAAAAAUACUUUGUGCUUUUCACGAUGUAUAUUGCACUAAUCUCCCUCCACUCUCUGGUCAUGGUGGUCUUCCAUUUUCUUUACUGCUUUGAAGAUGACUGGACAAAGUGCAGUUCCUUCUCCCCUCCAGCAACCGUCAUCCUCCUCAUUCUCCUGUGCUUUGAGGGUCUCCUCUUUCUCAUCUUCACCUCUGUGAUGUUUGGCACCCAAGUCCACUCCAUCUGUACCGACGAGACAGGCAUAGAGCAAUUGAAAAAGGAAGAGAGAAGAUGGGCUAAAAAAACUAAGUGGAUGAACAUGAGGGCUGUGUUUGGACACCCAUUCUCCUUACUGUGGUUUAGUCCCUUCUCAACCCCUGACCAUGGCAAAGCUGAGACAUACCAGUAUGUGGUGUGAGUGGUCAGCACAGGGAACGAGGCGGCCAGGCCUAAACCAGUGGGGGUCCAGCUUGGCCUCACUCAGUGCCAACUAUGGUGGUCUGUUGCUCCCAGUGCUGACAGGAUUUACACUACGUGUCGCACACUAGCUAUGGAGAGCUUUUCAUCUGCUAUUUUGUUGCCAAACGGAGCUGUAUGUUACCUUGUAUUGCCUCAAGUGAGUCAAGUUGCAGGGAUAAAGAAACCUUUUCAGUUUGUGAACACUGUUUAGUUUACUGAUCUACUUCUCUCCUUCUUGUAUCACAAGCCUUCUCUGUUUCCGCUUUGUAUCUGCUCUUGAUCUUUUUUUGAAGGGUUAUUACAGCUAAAUUACCAAAAAGAGACAAAUUUUAUUGCCUGGCCAUUUAGGUUUCUUCAGUUUUAGGUGUUGAUGUUAAAGGUAUUCACAUCUAAAACAUAACAGAAUGGAGUUUUCUGUAGAGCAGCUAUAUUUGUUCAAUUCCAUCAUCAUAAAAACAAAAGAAAUGAUCAAUAAUAUGAUGAUCAUAUGUCCCCCAGCCUGCCUGGAUUUCUUGUACUGUCUUUGGUUUUCCUGACUAAGGUCAAUUUAGAUUGGUACAGACCCAGUGACUAGGUCUCGUUACUGCUUAUUGUGCAGGUUAAGUGCAUGUUCUUCCAGUGGGUCUGCUUCUUGCAAAAACUGGAAAAAUAAUUUUAAUGUCCAAUGAUUCUGUAUUUAAGAUGACGAUUGACUAUCAGCAAACUAAGAUCUGCCACUGAGCUGAGGAUGACUUUACUGGGAUACAAGUGUUAAAAUGUCUUUUUCUUAAUUUGGAGUGAAAUAACCCUUCAAAGUUUCUUCCUGCCUUGUAUUAAUCCUGACUGAAGUAGUGGCUUCAGAUUGUAUUCAGACCCUGUUCGUGUUGAGUAUCUUACUUUUUAAGAGAUUUCAUUUUGAACUAAUUGGAUUCAUAGACUUCCACAUGACUCCAAUUAAUCUUGUACACACUGUACAUGUAUAGAUAAAAAGGACUCGGCAGUCAUCUGGCCGUUGUGAUAGUAAUGACUGUAAAACAAACGGCAGAAAUGUGAGUGUGAAUGAGUGGGUCUGAAUAUUUUCUGAAGCCACCAGGCGUGAAACAUUCAGAAUCCUCUCUGAUACUUGGUUCAUCCUCUGCGUGAGCAUGGAUGAACACUCUGCACAGAGAAAUGGCUUAGUGGAGAAAAAACAAGUAGAGAGAUCCAAGAAACAUGCAAUAUAUAUAAUAAUAACAACAACUAUAAUCCUUUAUUUGUCAUAUGUCACAAUAGAAUUUGUCCUCUGCAUUCAACCCAUCCCCUGGGGGAGCAGUGGGCAGCCACACAGGGUGCCCGAGGGGCUAAAACCAUUAACGCAAGAGACAGCAGCCUUCUAAAGCUUGGGGUUGUAUGGUAGGGGUGUAGGAAACGUUACACAUCUGCACCCAGAUUAUUUAUUUUUUGUAUUCAAACCAAAAAAAACAUGUCCAGAUUUUAAUGUCUGUUUGCUUUUCUCUAGAUUCUUCCCAUGCUUAUCAAGGAUGUUAAAGUGAUUCCAGUCAGUAUAAAUGUUAACCUCAUCGUGUGCAUGAUGGUUUGCCAGUUUAACGGGUCCUGUGCUCUGAGCCAAUGUGCUGUUUGGAUGUUGUGACCGUGUGCCAAGUUCAGUGAAGUUCGCGAUCUUGAUUAUUCGGGGAAGCUUGGAUAGAAACAUUUUCAGUUAUCUUGUCUUGAAUGUGGAAAAUGAAAGCUUGUUGGAGCUGAAGGAAAAGCCACUAGCAGCUUUCUGAAUUCCCAACUACUUCAAACCACUGAAGUGCUACCUUUAACCAUUUACACAAGUACUGAAUUGGCUUUUUUACUUUAUUACUAUUGUUUGAGGUUUUCUCCUGUGUGAAUUGCUAUCAUUUAGUGUGCAUUUUACUCCUCUGUUCUUUGCUUACAUGAUAUCGUAUGUAUCCUUUUGUUAUCUGAAUGCAUGGUAGAGCUGACGUUUAGUAUUGUAUGAUGGUGGAAAUGACUUUUUUUUUUACCAAGAUUUUAAUGAUUUUUAAUUUUUUUUGAUGAUAUUUGCGCACAUGCAGAGAGAAUAAACAUUUCUCAGCUGCGACGCAGAAAUGGCGUUGGUUGGCUUUUGUGGGUGUUUAUUUCGUGGAGCAGUGGCUUCAAAAAGCAUUCAGCCUCACCGUUUGCCCAUCCUGCACUGUACGCUUUAUGUUACAUUGAUAAAUUUGAAUGCUUUGGCUGGAGAUUAAUUGGAGAACGUGAUGACAUGCAAAGUCAUUUUGGGAGCUUGGAGUCUCUUUAGCACCUCCCUUCCACAGGAUCUGAUUUCUCUGAGCUGACAAUCGCAGAAACAUCAUUUCUCAAUUACUGAAGCCACCCUUCCUGUACAAAUGGGUUAUUUCCCUGUCAUGAGGUCUACAGAGAGCUUGUACUUAAUAACUUUGUGUGUGUCCUGCCAUGCAGCUUACAGGACAUAAUGAGAACAAAUCACAGGUCCUUUCAUGGGUUAAGUGUAGCAAGUGUGGUAGAAUGGACAAAUGUGGUCAGUACUUCCUGAAGCCAUUGUGUGCAUUUAGUUAUUAAUUACUAAUCCAUGAUUGAUCCGGUACAUGGUGAUCUUUAGCUGCUUUAUUUGUCACUGCAUCAUGCACAGUAUGUAAGACACACUGGUAUUUUAAGACCAUGGUCAUCCAUAGUGUUGGCUGCGACUCAUUAGGGCAGUUGGUCACAGACAAGAUUGUGUUCCUCAUACCCACGGUGCCUGUCCACAAGAGAAUUAAAAAAGUAAUCAACUAUUGCUGUCAUAUCAGUGAAUAAGUGAGCGACAGGUACUUUUAAGUUGACAUAGAAAGACAGGUCUACAGCACUGGCGCAACUGAAAUAAUUCUUGAGUGUGUCAGAGUUCACGGUAUCUGAGCAUUUUGCCAGCCACAGAGUCUGAGCCUUUUUACCUACAAAGUCAAAUUGUUACAUUCAGUCAUUAGUUUUCAUUCUCCUCCAGUAUGUGGCAGAGCUCAGCUGUUAAUGAGAACAGUUGUGAAAUGCUUGGGGCAUCUCUAAUUUCUACGUUUUCUCAUUUACCUGUCAUUUCCUGCAUUAUUAAAUUUGCCCUGUCCUUGUCUUUCAUUCUGUUCCCACUUUACUGUGUAUAACCUGCCUGUUUAUAACCUGCACUCAUGCAUUUGCUUUGGUCGAGAACUCGCUCUGCCAAAAGCUUUCUGAAGCAGACAGCUCUUUAGACUCUUGACAGAGGUAAGCGCAUUUGAAUUAAAAAGCCAAAAUGCACCUCUUUCAUUCACCGUUUCUUCACUUUCAAACUCAAACUCAUAACAUAAAUAAAUGCAUGAGCUCUGUAAAUGCAUGCACUGGUUCAACUUCUGCAAGAGUUUGUUUCUCAUCUCUCAAGUGCAUGUGAUUCAUUUUGUUUAACCUUGGGCAUGUUUCUCAAAAUGGAAACGAAUGUGUCUGAUGCAAAGUACGAUAUUAGUCACUAAACCACUAAACUUCACCUUAAUUCAGCCCAAGCCCCCGCAGAAAGCCAAAGAGAAAAUGUUCUCUGCUCUCGGACUGGUCUACCAUACAAAGCAAAACCAGGUCAAAUCUACUCCUUUACACCCAUUAUGAAAGUUAUAGAAGCAUUUUCUUUACUUUGACAUCUGACAAACUACUGACAUCACUAUGAG